AUGUCUUCUAAGCCAAAGAGCGAGACGAUCGACGAACUCGUCGAACACUGGAAACGUAGACUGGACACAUACGAUAAAGUCAAGCUGGCUGGGAUCGAUGCUGAUGGCGUGCUGCGCGGAAAACUGGUCUCGAAAAAUAAGCUCUUGUCGGCCAUCAAGAGUGAUGGCUUGGGUUGGUGUAGUGUCAUCUUUGGUUGGGAUAUACAUGAUCGGACCUACGACCCCGAACUGAAGAUCUCGAACAGCCAGAACGGAUACCGAGAUUUGAGAGCCCGAGUGGAUCUGGAGUCGAUGCGAUAUGUACCAUGGGAGCUGAAAGAUCUCGACUGCACAGACAACUACGGCACCCCGUUCUUCCUGAUCGACUUCUAUGAUCCCAGUGAUCCCAAGACCCCUCUCUGCGCUUGUCCCCGUGGAUUACUUAAAACUGUCUUGGCUAAGUUGAAAAACCAAGCCGGGAUGGUCGCGCUCGCUGGCAUCGAGUAUGAGUACUUUCAGUUUAAGGAAACUGCCCAAUCAGCCAGAGACAAGAACUUUGUCAAUUUGACCCCAUUGACUUCCGGGAUGCACGGAUAUUCCCUAUUACGUCCAGCACUAAACCAAGAAUACUACCAGUCCCUGUACGAAAAAUCGCGAGAAUUCGGUAUCCCCAUCGAAGGACAUCACACCGAAACUGGUCCUGGGGUCUAUGAAACUGCAUUGGAAUAUACGGAUGCUCUGCGGAUGGCAGACAAUGCAAUCCUGUUCAAGCUUACAGCGAAAAACGUUGGAAUGAAGUAUGGGAUCAUCCCAUCGUUCAUGGCCAAGCCGCAUUCGAACCUACCGGGAUGUUCGGGGCAUGUGCACAUCUCGCUAUGGUCGUCCGACAAGAAAGACAACCUAUUUGCAGGCCAGCAGACCGACCCGAGCUGGCCGGAGCACACCGGCCAGAUUUCCGUCCAAGCGGAAGAGUUCAUCGCUGGGCUGAUGAGCUGUCUUGCGGACAUCGUCCCCUGUCUCAUCCCGACCAUCAAUGGCUACAAGCGCUUGGUCGAGGGCUUCUGGGCCGCUACUCAGGUCAGCUGGGGCCUCGAUAGUCGUCUGGCUUCUGUCCGGAUCAUCGCACCUCCGAAUUGCGACCCUAAAGCAACUCGACUCGAGGUCCGAGUGCCGGGUGCAGACAUGAAUCCACAUUACGCUCUGGCCGCGAUUUUGGCUGCCGGGUUCUACGGAAUCCAGAACCAUCUAUCGUUGAAGGAUUUCCCACCGGUCUCUGGUUCCACGAGCGCAGAUAUCAAACCACGACGAUCGAAUGCCCUACCGAGCACUUUGCACGAGGCCACCCAACGGUUUAUGAGCCCUGAGAGCAAGGCUAGAGAGAUCUUGGGCGAUGAGUUUGUGGACCAUUUCGGCCGAACUAGGGAAAACGAAUGGAAAUUGUACACUCAGGCAGUCACUAAUUGGGAAUUAGAACGGUACCUGGAAUUAGCUUGA
Puccinia graminis f. sp. tritici CRL 75-36-700-3 is the source of this 1473-nucleotide messenger RNA. RefSeq names its product glutamine synthetase. The transcript is spliced from 9 exons. Lineage: Eukaryota; Fungi; Basidiomycota; Pucciniomycetes; Pucciniales; Pucciniaceae. The coding region runs from base 1 to 1473 and encodes 490 amino acids. Gene Ontology annotation, molecular function: glutamine synthetase activity. The record is from RefSeq and is a predicted model, not a curated record.